Molecule: messenger RNA, 1638 nt
Organism: Zea mays
Lineage: Eukaryota; Viridiplantae; Streptophyta; Magnoliopsida; Poales; Poaceae
Source: RefSeq, a predicted model, not a curated record
ACCGAGAUUAUCCUCACAACCACGCAGAGAAGCAUCCGACUGAGGGAAUCGCUCACCUUGAGGUUGGGGCUGACGAGGGCCAUGACCGCAGUUCUAGCAAGGGAUGGAUAACUCCAUUGCAGCAUUGCUCCGCCUCCUCGGAGGUCGUAGGCUCGCAGCAGCAGUUGAAGCCGCAAUUCCCCGCUCCCCUGUCCCCAUUCACAGCUGAGGAGAUCGGACGGUUAGCUUGAGGUUUUCUCGUUCUUUGAUCCAUCUCAGCCGUUGAUUUCCAUAUAGGACGGGGGAAAUGCCUCCGUGAUCGGUUUAAGUUCUUUCGCUGCGGAGAUGGCAGCGGCGGCGGGGCCGUACAAAGAGAUGCUGGAAGUGGUGAACGCGUGCGCGGCCCGGAUCCGGUGGCGCCUUCGUCCAGCUUCCAAGCGCCGCCUCCUCAACGGCUGUGCUGUGGUUGUUGAUGAACAAACCUAGUUGUUGCCAGAUAUCCUGUUUCUCUGCACUGGGUUGCGGCCUGUGGUACUGGUCGACUAUGGUGGCACAAUGCCUCAGCUACAAGAAAAUCUUUGUGGCCUGCUAUAUCAUGCCCGGCAGGAAACAAGCAUAUUGAAUCCACUCCGCGUGAUGAUUAUUGGAGAUAUGCUUUACUUGAUCCAUGUUAAAGGACUUGCGGAACAUGCAUCACCAAACGCAAGGUCGCAGCAAGGGCUAGCUUUCGUGGACCUAGAGAAAAGAUGUUGCAAUCUGCUUACAACCAUAGAAGAGAAUGACACUGUGCUGGAGCUUGUAUCCAUACAAGAUCAAUUCACAGCCAAAUUUCCUCUAGAUCUGUCUGAUGUUCGACCUGGAAUAACAAAGCAAAUGUCAGGAAAUCCACAGAGUACUGUUGUUGCAGAGUGCACUGACAAUCACGUUGAGGACAGGACCCUAUUGGUCGUUGAUCUGAGUAGCUUCCUCGAGAACACCCAGAUUGCCUUGCCUUCUCUGAAUGGGUGGCUUUUAGGUUAUCCGGUAACAUAUUUGUUCCGCAAUGCAAGUUCUGAGGCAGCGAUACAGAACCUCUCAAGGCAGUCUCUGCAUAUCUACCGAGUAUAUGUGUGCGGAAGUUAUCGGUCAGCUGGCGAACGAAGAGAAGAGGAACUGAUGAGUUUUUCAGUUCCAUGUGGCGCGAGCACGAAGCGUGAUGAAGAAGUAUGGGCUAGAUCGUUCAUAGCUCGCAUGAAUGAGAAGCUCAGGCGAUGCAGCCAAGUCUGGGCAUCCAUAAGGCUAGAAGUCGAGGUUUUCCAGAGCCAGUCGCAGGUCAUUGUGUUGUAGUUGAGAUCAGUAUGGCUGUUAUUACGGGCUGAUGGCAUAAACUCCUUAUACAAAGCGACGUGUCUCAGAAGUAUCACUGCCCUGGGCCAAAUAAACGAGUUGGAUACAAGUCAUGCAUGCAGAGGCCGGAGGUCAUAUCCAUUAUAUAUUUUAUAUAUUUAUCUAAAAAAGCCAUUAUAUUAUGCUCGAAUUAUUGAGCAGUUUAUGUCACUAUAAAUUCAAAUUCGUUUUAGUCGUUUCUGUUGACUUUGUAUAACCUAAUCCUUGACGCCGACAUGUCUUUUAUAUUUACAUCAAAAUCACAAAGGAUGAAUGCUCGAGUUACAAUUUGAA